UGAAAAUGGAUACAGUUAUUGUUCACAGACACAAAAUAUCGCAAAUGUGAGUAGAUAUAGAGACAUGAUGUAAGUAAUUCAAAGUAGCCUAAUCUCUUCUUAAAAGUAAUAUCAUGUUUAUUACAACGGUUCUGCUGUCAAGGGAGUGUGCCAAUAUAUGCUUACUAACACAUUUGGUUGAACAACGUGCAUCGGGAUUUUGUCGGGGCCACAGAUUAUACAUUUGUUUAGAAAUACAUUUUGAUAGAUGCAUAAAAUAUUAUAUCAAUCAGUAAUUUUUUUCAAUAAAAAAAACGUUUAUUCUAUUAAAAAAAUUAUAUUUUACAUGUGCGCAAAGGCAAGCUCUAAUUGUAAUGCGCAAUUUGGCCCUUGUUAUCCGAUGAAAAUAACUCGCUUGCCAUGCUUUUAUUUACCUGCUCAUUUCGACUGUUGUACUUUGUACCCCUGAGCACUUUAUCUUUCAGGUUCGGGUCGGCUCAGUUAAUGUUGUGUGUUUCUUUUCCAGUGAAAUGAUGUGGCAGAUGAACUUUGACUGCGACUGGCUGGGUGGAAGCGCUUUGAACAGAUGUGAACUGUAAGUUUGAACUUUACAAAUGUAUUUGGUCUUUCUUUGUUUAGAAAAGUAUGAAUAGAACGUUAAAUGCGCUGUCAAGGAAAUACAAAGUAUGUGUGCAUGUAUUGGUAGGUAGCUAUAGCCUUGUUGGUUUAUGUUGCAGAAAUCUAGAUUGACAGUUCUCUCUCGAAAAUAGGUUCUCAAUCUCAAUUUCAAGAGUUCUCCCGUUUAGACAAAGGACAAAUGCCAUUCACAGGCUUUUAUUUUAUUAUUUGUAGGCUACAAAUGAUAUUGACCAAAUGUGAACAUGUUUCUAUUUUAUGGUCUCAAUUAGCCUAACCAUGUAGCAGUAGUAUUCUGCCAGCAGCACAAAUGAUGACGUCACCUGGUAUGGUAAUGAGGAAACCUUCAAAAUAAAAGCCUGCAUUUCAAAACAAUGCAAUGUAUUGUUUAGAAUUUUAAUCAAUGGCCAAUUUUAUUGUGCCAACAAGAAAAUGCAAUAAGUAAUUUAUGAAAACAAAUAACAAACAUGGUUUUAAAAAUAUUUUUACCAUUCAUGAAAAAAGUACUAUGUUGACACAGGUAUGUUGAGAAUAUUGGGCUGUAGAGAGAACAAUUCUACCUCUCUCAGCUAACGUGGGGUGGCAAAUACGCAAUAGGGUCUCUACUAACCAAAUAUGUCGUUUUGGAGGGGGACUGUAUCAUACAUAUCCAACAGCACUUUGUUCUCCACCCCCUUCAUAGGCCCCAAUGCAAUACAAGCCAAUACAAUGUAAUAGACUGUACAUGGGAUACAUAUUGGCUUGUAGAGAGAUCAAAUCAAAUGUAUUUGUCACAUGCGCCAAAUACAACAGGUGUAGACCAUACAGUGAAAUGCUUACUUACAAGCCCUUAACCAACAAUGCAGUUUUAAGUAAAAAAUAAGUGUUAAGUAAAAAAUAGAUACAAAUAACGUGAAAAACACACACAAUAGCACAAUUGGUUAGGAGCCCGUAAAACGGCAGCCAUCUCCUCCGGCGCCAUUCAUACGUUUUCUACCUGUCUCAGCUAAAAUGGGAUGGGAAAUACUCAGUAGGGUCUCUACUAACCAAUGAUGUGUAGUUUUGGAGGGGCUGUGUCAUACAUAUCCAGCAACACAGCUUUAAAUGAUCUGGUGCUAUCCAUGGUCCUGACAUCAAUACAGACAACAACAAAAAACACACACAAAAAAACUACACUUUUUUUUUAUCAAAAUGAAAAUCUAUUUUAUUUACCUGUUAAAUGUCAUUAAUAUUUACCUGGGCUAUUAGGAAACAGUAUAAUCACUCUUUCUAAACAGCAAUGGAGAAAUGUAUUUACAAGUUGUAGGCCAAUAUGUGCUGCUUAUCUAUUAAGGUUAUUAGGCCUAUUAAAUAAUAAAUUAUAACAGAGACAAGAUUAUUUACAAGCUAUAUUGUAAUGAUUAUCGAUCAAGGUCAGCAAAGGCACUUUUUGUAGAGUUUAAAAUGCAUUACAAGGGACAACAAGGAUACAAGGCUAACAGUACACAGUAUAAUCAAGCUUUCAGAACAACAAUGGAGAACAUUAUUUACAAGUUAUAUGCCUCUAUGUGUUGCAUCUCUAUCAAGGUUAGCAGUAUACAGUAAAGGCCUAUUAACCAAGUUUUCAAAACCAAUAACAGAGACAAGAUUGCACGAUAAUACAUAAUACAGAGACAUGAUGAUUAUCUGUCAAGGUCAGCAAAGGCAUUUUCUGUAGAGUUUAAAAUGUAUUACGUAGUAAUUUUCUCACUGAUAAGUCAAAUAAAACAUACUCUCGCAUGCCAUUGUGACAAAGCGUAUUCACAUCGCCCUCUAAUAAGACUGCUUAUGAGAAUAAGCACACAUAAACACCACAACUACUACCAUCUGACUGUUUUCUAAAAUAGGGACACCGAUGAGAAAAUUCAUUGUUUAGUGUCACAUCUACCACAACACCAUGCAUUGCCAGAUACUGUAAAGCCAGGUAUUUCUGAAGUGGAAGUAGUGUAUCCUUUAAUUCUCUUUCAUACUGGCUUAAGGAAUCCAUCAUUUUAAGAUAUAAUGUAGUGCAAUUACUGCUACUAACUACACUGAGUGUACAAAACAUUAGGAACACGUGCUCUUUCCAUGACAUAGAUUGACCAGGUGAAUCUAGGUGAAAGCUAUGAUCACUUAUUGGUGUCACCUGUGCCAUUCAGAGGCGGAAUGGGGCAAGACACAUUUUUUAAAAUGCCUUUGAGCGGGGUAUGGUAGUAGGUGCCAAGUGCACCGGUUUGAGUGUGUCAAGAACUGCAACACUGCUGGGUUUUUCACGCUCAACAGUUUGCCAUGUGUAUCAAGAAUGGUCCACCACCCAAAGGACAUCCAACCAUUGUACCCCUCACGUAUUUGGUCAUUGAACCACUUGUGGUCAUUGCUUAACCUUUUACUACAGUGGGCUAAAUCAGGGUCACACAGAGUGUUUCUUGGUAGUCUUAAACAAAUCUCCUUUGAAACAAAAGUAUACACCUCACACACAUGGUUAUGGGCUUAAAAAAAGAAGACACCUGUACCAUGUCAGAUAUAGAGUUGAAAUGUAUUACAUUUUGAGUCUGCAUUCCAAUAUUGCACUUUAUAUACAUCACAGAAGACUGAAAAAUAUAAAAACCAUUUGACAUAGAAACACCGGAUUUUCGUUUAUUUUAUUUUAAAUAAUGUUAUUAAUUAUUAAAUUAUGAAAAUUAUUAAUAACAUUCCACCCAUGAGGCCACUAGGUCAUUUGACUGCAGGAAAGGGCUACUAUGUUACAAUCCUCUAGUAAGUGGAGAUGGAAUAGUUUUGGUUGUCUUUGGAAUCUUCAGUUUAGACCCAGAUUAGUCAUUCUUUGUGCAUUUGUCAGAGCACAGAUUACUUUUGUCUUUCUGAAGACAAUGUAGAACUUUUCCCACUGUGUUUCUUUUCAUAUGAUACCGGAUUGAACACAGCUUUCUUCAGGAAUUCUUGGACCUUCUCUAAGGUAAAGCCAACAGUUGAUUUUGAUACAUGAGUGCAGUCAAUAUACCAGAGCUUGCCAUGUAGUGUGUACGAUUUCACAAAUGGGCCAACUAAUAAUCACUUGUAUUUUCUCACAAAUGACAAUUGCGACCAAAGUGGGUUUAAGAAAAUUGUUAAAAGGCUAUGCAUAAUUGGGUUGAUAUACACUACCAGUCAAAAGUUUGGACACACCUACUCAUUCAAGGGUUUUUCUUAAUUUUUACUAUUUUUUACAUUGUAGAAUAAUAGUUAAGACAUCAAAACUAUGAAAUAACACAUAUGGAAUCAUGUAGUAACCAAAAAAGUGUUAAACAAAUCAAAAUAUAUUUUAUACUUCAAAUAGCCACCCUUUGCCUUGAUGACAGCUUUGCACACUCUUGGCAUUCUCUCAAUCUGCUUCACCUGGAAUGCUUUUCCAACAGUCUUGAAGGAGUUCCCACAUAUGCUGAGCACUUGUUGGCUGCUUUUCCUUCACUCUGUUGUCCGACUAAUCCCAAACUAUCUCAAUUGGGUUGAGGUCGGGGGAUUGUGGAGGCCAGGUCAUCUGAUGCAGCACUCCGUCACUCUCCUUCUUGGUAAAAUAGCCCUUACACAGCCUGGAGGUGUGUUGGGUCAUUGUCCUGUUGAAAAACAAAUGAUAGUCCCACUAAGCCCAAGCCAGAUGGGAUGGUGUAUCGCUACAGAAUGCUGUGGUAGCCAUGCUGGUUAAGUGUGCCUUGAAUUCUAAAUAAAUCACAGACAGUGUCACCAGCAAAGCACCCCCACACCAUAACACCUCCUCCUCCAUGCUUUACGGUGGGAACUACACAUGCGGAUCAAAAUAUAUUUUAUAUUUCAGAUUCUUCAAAUAGCCACCCUUUGCCUUCUUGACAGCUUUGCACACUCUUGGCAUUAUCUCAGCCAGCUUCAUGAGGUAGUCACCUGGAAUGCAUUUCAUUUAACAGGUGUGCCUUCUUAAAAGUUAAUUUGUGGAAUUUCUUUCCUUCUUAAUGCGUUUGAGCCAAUCAGGUGUGUUGUAACAAGGUAGGGGGGGGUAUACAGAAGAUAGCACUAUUUGGUAAAACACCAAGUCCAUAUUAUGGCAAGAACAGCUCAAAUAAGCAAAGAGAAAUGACAGUCCAUCAUAAUGGAAAAUGUCAAGAACUUUGAAAGUGCAGUCGCAUAAAACAUCAAGCGCCACAGGAAUGGAAGACCCAGAGUUACCUCUGCUGCACAGGAUAAGUUCAUUAGUUACCAGUCUCAGAAAUUGCAGCCCAAAUAAAUGCAUCACAGUCACAGACACAUCUCAACAUCAACUGUUCAGAGGGGACUGUGUGAAUCUGGCCUUCAUGGUUGAAUUGCUGCAAAGAAACCACUACUAAAGGACACCAAUAAUAAGAAGAGACCUGCUUGGGCCAAGAAACAUGACCAAUGGACAGUAGACCGGUGGAAAUUUGUCCUUUGGUCUGGAGUCCAAAUGUAAUAUUUUUGGUUCCAACCGCCGUGUCUUUGUGAGACGCGGUGUGGGUGAACGGAUUAUCUCUGCAUGUGUAGUUCCCACCAUAAAGCAUGGAGGAGGAGGUGUUAUGGUGUGGGGGUGCUUUGCUGGUGACACUGUCUGUGAUUUAUUUAGAAUUCAAGGCACACUUAACCAGCAUGGCUACCACAGCAUUCUGCAGCGAUUCACCAUCCCAUCUACCUCCAGGCUGUGUAAGGGCUAUUUUACCAAGAAGGAGAGUGACGGAGUGCUGCAUCAGAUGACCUGGCCUCCACAAUCCCCCGAACUCAACCCAAUUGAGAUAGUUUGGGAUGAGUCGGACAACAGAGUGAAGGUCCUGUACUGUGCCUUUCUAGACAUUUACAUUUACAUUUUAGUCAUUUAGCAGACGCUCUUAUCCAGAGCGACUUACAGUUAGUGAAUACAUAUUUUUUUUAUACUGGCCCCCCGUGGGAAUCGAACCCACAACCCUGGCGUUGCAAACCUUACAAUCUGCCGAGAGUAGACCCACAAGUUAUCCAAAUGGACUUAAUGGAAUGAAACAUUCAAAUAACAGGGCUUUUGCACUAUUAUUAAAAUGACAUUUUCACUGCAGUUUACAGCCUUGAGUAGAAUUGUACUCAAUUGUACUCACUUGAAAACAAUAAUGCAAAUAUUCAUUGCAUUGUGGUGUUAUUGUAAUGAAUACUCAGGGAGAAAAAUUUGUAGAUUCACGCGCAGAGCGUGGCAGGUGUUUAUUUAGCCUUCGCAAAAGGCAGGAAUCGUGGUCACAGGCAGGCAAUGGUCAUACACAGGUAGGCAAAUAGGCAGGAGAAUCAAAAACUAGGACUGAAGGCUAUAACUGGUUCUCACAAACGAGCUAUAAAAAGGCUUAGUAGAGUCAAAACAAACAACACCUCACAAGGCACACACAGAAAGAACUGAACUAAAUAAGGAGCUGAUGAGACCAGGUGAGUAACUAACACAGGUGAAAUCAACGAACAAAUAUGAAAGACAGGGCUACGUUCAAGAACACAAAGAAACAGGGCUACGUACAAGAACAAAAGUUGAACUAAGAAAACAAAUACAGAACCUUACAGUUGUAGGGUAGUUUAGGUAGGAUCAUUUUAUUGUCCUUAAGGCCAUACAAAUUUAAUUAACUGUAUAACAGAUGUAUUUUCUUGGCCCCGUGUAGCUCAGUUGGUAGAGCAUGGCGCUUGCAACGCCAGGGUUGGGGGUUCGUUUCCCACGGGUGGCCAGUAUGAAAAAUGUAUGCACUCACUAACUGUAAGUCGCUCUGGAUAAGAGCGUCUGCUAAAUGACUUAAAUGUAAAAAUGUAAAUGUAAAAGUGAGGCGAGCCAACACAUUUAAAAAAAUCAUAGUAACAUUUUAAAAACAAAGUUGUACCCCCUUGUGAUAAUACUAAACAACACCUAGCAACCUCACCAAGAGAUUUUAGCCUUUCGGUAUUGUAGCAGGGAAUACAACUCGGGUUGCUGAUGUGAAAGACAAACACCCUACGCAUCAUGCCAAUAGGGUUAACCCACUUGCUUGAAAUUGUAACGUGGCUCAUAUAGCGAGGAUUGCUACACUGCCCCCUCCGUACUUGAAGGCACGACCCUGUGCUUCCACUACUCAGCCCCCUAGCACGUCCGAGCCAUGCAUUCCAAUGGCCGCCUCCACUUCUGACACCAGUGUAGCAAAUGGCAGGACAAGGAAGCGAAAAUGGGUCAGCUGGCGUGAAAGGGAAACACCCUAUGCAUUGUGCCAAUAGGGUUAACCCACUUGGGAGGAAUUGUAUCAUUACAUUUUAGUCAUUUAGCAGAUGCUCUUUUCCAGAGUACUUACAGGAGGAACUAGGGUUAAGUCAACAGAUUUUUCAUCAAGUCAGCUUGAGGAUUCAAACCAGCAACCUUUCAGUUACUGGCCCAACGCUCUUAACCACUAGGCUACCUGCUGGCCUCAUUAUGGCUCAUAUAAAGCUAGGAUUGUGACAGCAUAGUGGUUUUGGAAUGACAGUCACAAGGACCAGGGUUUGAGUCCCAGUCAGGGUACCACCUUAAUCCACUAAAUUGGUGUGAGGUGUUGGAGAGCACCAUUGAAGGUUUUUGGGGAAAAACUUUGAAAAGGACUGUUUCAGCAUGCAUUGCGGAUUUUAUAUAGCCGAUAUGCUAUAUAUCUUACCUUUAGAAAUGUUUACUUCAGGCUGACUACUAGCAUCUAUUGAGUUGCAAUUUCCCAUAAAUUGAAUGUUCAAAUCAACUUAAAGUACCUACAAAAUUAGUUUUGCAGCUACACAAUUCGAAAGGAAGGCUACAGCUACAUUUUUUCCUAUUACUAACCAGGUUUCCAUCGAACCUUUUUAUGCGAGUAAAGUACAUGUCGGAUAAAAAAUGUAAUGACUGGCCUGAUGGAAACAGAAACAUUUGCGGUAAACUGUCCAAAUGUCGACACAACAAAAUACACUAGAAAAAGUGGAUCUUUUCGUGUCUGUAAAAUAAAUUAUGCAGGAAAUGUUGAUGAAAACGCUUUUAUGUGCAAAUAUUGAUAUAAUAACCAUCAUAAGUUUGGACGCACGGGAUGACAUGUAGUGUGGUCCUCCCACUACGACUCCUUGGGAAAGCUUGCAGUUUAUUAGGCUACAGAUGAAAUAAGUUAUGAGGAACUUCACAGGGUGGUGAAAGUGCAAGGUGAUGAGCUUGAUGCUCCUUUCCAAUAAAUAUCGAGGGUCUUAGUCUGGUGACAUGAUCAUCGAUGCUUGGCUGCCAUUUGACAAAUAAAACAUAAUCUUGCUCUUUUGUCCAUAAUAAUCUCAUCAUGUAGGCUAUACCUGCGCGCUGUUGGCUAGCUAGAGCGCACAUGCCAAUACCAGAGUGGGCACACUCACUAUAUAACAAAAAAUAAUUGUGAGAAAACCAUCAGUAAAGUUGAAAAUGCGAUGGAAACCCAUUUGACUUGUAUUUCUUAUUUGGUACAAGGGAAUUUAAUGGCAAAGUAAUUUUUAUAUGCACUACGUCAUCACAUACAGCCUUUUAUCUGCAACAAGUCAUUUUGAUGGAAACACAUCUCUGGUGGGAAAAUGCGCAAAUAGUUUUUAUGCAGAUUUUAGAAUCUGUCACCAAUUAGAUGAAAACCUAGCUACUGUUUGCGAUUCACAAAUUAUUAUUUUGAUUGCCAUUAUUCGAUUCACCAACAAUUAACCGAUCCCCAACUACUACAAUUGCGAAGCACAUCAUUCAAUUUGUCAAAAAGAAUAGUUUUAAAAUAAUAUUUUCAUAUGAAUUAAAUGAAUCAAAUGAUUAUUAUUAUUAUUUUAUUUUUUCAGAAAUGUGAAGAGGGGCAUCCUCUAUAUAGUCAAUUUAAUUUGUAUGGCCUAAACAAGAUCAAUAGGGGAGCUUUUUGAGCUGCAUGUCUCAUGUCUUGACUGAUCUUUAAUGCGAAUUGACACACAAAAAAAUACACUACCCUCCCCAUAGCAAAAAAAAAAAGGUUUGACAACCUUCCCCUAUUUUGGACCAGCCCUCCACCCCAGUAAAUGUUGAUCUGUCCUUAAUUGCUUUGUAAUGCUCCAGAGAUCUUCCUCGGAGAGCUCUACCAAUCCUUAGUUUUUUUCUUAAGCCUCUUUUCAUGUGAAAGUACUGAUGAUCCAUUAUUCUUCUCAGGUAUUGAAGCAUUCUCCUCUUAACAUAAAGAGCGGUCAUCAUGGAUCCCAGAAGUCACCACUGGACCGAGCCAGGCCCUGGUCGUCACCCCCAGAGACCCAGGGAGAGAGAGGACUACCAUAGGCCUGCUCACCCUCACCAGGGGACUGGAACCGGGAACUACCCACCAGCACCAAAUGCUGGGGACGCUAUCACUGGGCACUACCCACCACCACCGGACCCCAGGGAGAGGGAGAGGCAGUGGUCACGCCAGGACCCUCGCUACAGGGGCUACCUCACCAGCCCUCCCCCUCCCAGACCACCUCCAGAGUUCUCUCUCAGCUCCUACAGCACCACCCAUUCCAGAACAGCUUACGGCAGACCCCACUCCACGAUGGGUUACAUCAGACCAGAGCCACAACACUCCAGACCCCACUCAAGGUUUGUACACAGAAACUGACUGUAACUUAUUAUAUUAUUGUCAAAAGUCAAUGUCUCAAUUUGAAAACGUACAAAUAAAGUAUAUAAAAAAGAAAGAAACUGACUGUAACUGUAACUAUCCACUAUUCAUUGAGGAAAAGGUUAAACUACUGUAUCUCUCAGUAUUAUUUAUUGUGGUUUGGUGGUGACACUUGUGAAAUGCCAGCUAUUUAUUAUGUGGACCCUAAGAUACAGUUUUUAAUAAAUCAUGUAUCUUUAUAUGAUCAGAAAUGGAUCUAUGAUAUCUUUAUAUGAUCUUAUUGUUUACAGGCAAGCAUAUGACUACCCACCCCAGAUUUACUGGGACCAUAGUCAGGACUAUGGCUACUAUGACCAGGGCUAUUACAAAGGACAUUACCCAGGUACUGACAUAUUGUUAUCAGUGGAUUACAGUGAUGCAUUAUAUUACACAAGUAUUGCACUCCUGCUUGCAAAGCAACUUAAGCUAUUAUCAGAGUUAUAAAAAUGGCGGCAGGUAGCCUAGCGGUUAAGAACGUUGGAACAGUAACUGAAAGUUUGCUGGUUCGAACCCCUGACCUGACCAGGUGUAACCUUACCCCUAGUUGCUCUGGAUAAGGCUGUCUGCUAAAUGACAUAAAGGUAAAUGUAAAAAACUUGCUUAGCAAGCUGGGGAAGGUAAAUGAAUUAAAUUACUAACACCCCGUAGCACUCACUUCUGUCAUCAUGAAGUGCUUUGAGAGGCUAGAUAAGGAUCAUAUCACUUACCCGACACACUAGAACCACUACAAUUUGCAUACCGCCCCAACAGAUCCAUGGAUGGCGCCAUUGCACUGCAUGCUGCCCUAUCCCAUCUGGACAAGAGGAAUACCUAUGUAAGAAUGCAGUUCAUUGACUAAAGCUCAGCCUUCAACACCAUAGUGCCUUCCAAGCUCAUCAAUAAGCACGGGGCCCUGGGUUUGAACCCCGCCCUGUGCAACUGGGUCCUGGGCAGACCCCAGGUGGUGAAGGUAGGCAACAUCACCUCCGCUACGCUGAUCCUCAACACAGGGCCCCACAAGGGUGCGCGCUAAGCCCCCUCCUGUACUCCUUGUUCACCCAUGACUGCGUGGCCACGCAUGUCUCCAACUCAAUCAUCAAGUUUGCAGACGACACAACAGUAGUAGGCCUGAUUACCAACAACAAUGAGACGGAGGAGGUGAGGGCCAGGAAAAUAACCUCAACGUCAACAAACGAAGGAGCUGAUUGUGGUCUUCAGGAGACAGCAGAGAGAGCACAGGGCUGCAGUGGAGAGGAUGAAAAGCUUCAAGUUCCUCUGCGUGCACAUCAUUGACAACCUGAAAUGGUCUAUCCACACAGACAGUGUGGUUAAGAAGGCACAACAUUGCCUCUUCCACUAGGACCCUCACAAACUUCUACAGAUGCACCAUUGAGAGCAUCCUGUCGGGCUGUAUCACCGCCUGGUACUGCAAUUGCACCGUCCGCAACUGCAGGGCUCUCCAGAGGGUGGUGCGGUCAGCCCAACAUAUCACUGGGGGCACAGUGCCUGCCCUCCACGACAUCUACAGCACCCGGUGUCACAGGAAGGCCAAGAAGAUCAUCAAGGACCUCAGCCACGGUGUGUUCACACCGCUACCAUCUAGAAGGCGGAGACAGUACAGGUGCAUCAAAGCUGGGAACGAGAGACUGAAAAACUGCUUCUAUCUCCAGGCCAUCAGACUGUUAAAUAGUCACCACUAGCCGGCCUCUGCCCAGGACCCUGCCCUGAACUUACUCACUGUUACUAGCCGGCUACCACCCGGUACUCUACCCUGCACCUUAGAGACUGCUGCCCUAUGUACAUAGUCAUUGGACACUGGUCACUUUAAUAAUGUUUACAUACUGUUUUACCCACUUCAUAUGUAUAUACUGUAUUCCAGUCAAGGCUCAUCCUAUAUAACUACUGCUGUACACACCUUUUCUAUUCAUAUACUGUCCAUACUGUCUAUACACACAAUCAUAUACAUAUAUAUUUAUAUUUCGGACUCUGACAUUGCUCGUUCUGAUAUUUCUUCAUUCCUUUCUUUGAUUUGAUGGGAUUUGUGUGUAUUGUUUUGUAUUGUUAGGUGAGCUAGAAACAUAAGCACUUCGCUGCACCUGCGAUAACAUUAGCAAAAUAUGUGUACGCAACCAAUAACAUUUUAUUUUAUUUUAUUUCAACAUAUGCACCACAGUACAAAGGUAAUUCAUGUGUAAAGAAGCAAAACUAAACAAUAACUAUGUGCAAGUAAGCAACAUGAUUGAUACAAUUCUCUGUAAUUGAUAUGAUCCAGAUGCAGGUCAAUGGGCUCCCCAGGAACAAUGGAGAUCUGACCCGUAUCAGGAGAGGAGAUAUGAGCAGGACCAGACUGGCAGUGGCUACCCAGAACAACAAAGGUUAGACAGAAAGACGUGACAUUCAUGAUAUUUCUUUCAUUGAAGGGCAUGAAUUCAACCCUAUUUCUUCUUCUUCUAAUUAUUUUUCAGGUAUGACCAGCGAAGAGCCAGCUCUCAGCAUGACUUCAGAGGCUCUGAUGAAGAUCGUUCUAAAGAGAAUGGGGAGGCUGGUGGAGAUGUAAACAUCUAAAUAUUAUGAUUAAUAAAUGAUAUUAAUUUCUUAUGACAAAGAUACAGAUCUGUGUUGCUGUUUGCCCACUUUGGUGAAUACUUACUUUGGGAACUUGGUUGUAUGAUGUUCUCCAUCCCUGCCCAUUCUCCUAUCUUGGUUUGACUGGUCUUGUCCUCCAGGCCUGCUCUUAUGCCGCUGGGGCUCUGGUCAUCUCCAAGGCCUCAGGCCUGUCCUCCAGUAGCUAUGAGUUGAGCCAGUACAUCAACGGUGCUGAACAGACUGACCCUGCCCCACAACCCACCUGGAGCACAGCAGACACAGGUAAUAAUUGAGUUACAUGUAAUCUCCGCCCAGAUACUAUAGGUCUGUCUCUUAGAAACAGGGGUCAUGCUGUUCUCUGUAGGGUUGGUUGUAUUCCACUAAUAACAAAGGAGCACGAUGAGGCUAACUGUCCAUCCUCAAGUCUAAUGAACACUCAUUACAGCACAAUGAAUAUCUCCCAUGAAGGUGAUAAUAUUAUUAAUGAUAAUAAUGCAUGUUCUCUCCUUAGAGCAUGCAGCAAUUCCCCAGGCGACUGCCCCUCUGAAAUACACUUUGCCCCAUGCUCUGGUCAGCUUUGGUCCAGCCGGACAGUUGAUCCGGAUUAGUCCUGGUCUGGCCAUGCAGGGAGACCCAGGGAAGGUGGAACUACACAGUCUGGAGGUACAGUUCUAGGUUAAAGGAGCAGGACAGAAUCAGUACGGAGAAUAGUAGGAUAUACAGUUGAAGUCGAAAGUUUACAUACACUUAGGUUGGAGUCAUUAAAACUCAUUUUUUUAACCACUCCACAAAUUUCUUGUUAACAAACUAUAGUUUUGGGAAGUCGGUUAGGACAUCUACUUUGUGCAUGACACAAAUAACGUAUAAUUCAUUGUAUCACAAUUUCAGUGGGUCAGAAGUUUACAUACACUAAGUUGACUGUGCCUUUAAACAGCUUGGACAAUUCCAGAAAAUGAUGUCUUGGCUUUAGAAGCUUCUGAUAGGCUAAUUGACAUCAUUUGAGUCAAUUGGAGGUGUACCUGUGGAUGUAUUUCAAGGCCUACCUUCAAACCCAGUGCCUCUUUGCUUGACAUCAUGGGAAAAUCAAAAGAAAUCAGCCAAGACCUCAGAAAAAAAUUGUAGACCUCCACAAGUCUGGUUCAUCCUUAGGAGCAAUUUCCAAAUGCCUGAAGGUACCACGCUCAUCUGUACAAACAAUAAUACGCAAGUAUAAACACCAUCACGCAGCCGCCAUACCGCUCAGGAAGGAGACGCGUUGUCUCCUAGAGAUGAACGUACUUUGGUGCGAAAAGUGCAAAUCAAUCCCAGAACUACAGCAAAGGACCUUGUGAAGAUGCUGGAGGAAACAGGUACAACAUUAUCUAUAUCCACAGUAAGACGAGUCCUAUAUCGACAUAACCUGAAAGGCCGCUCAGCAAGGAAGAAGCCACUGCUCCAAAACUGCCAUAAAAAAGCCAGACUACGGUUUGCAACUGCACAUGGGGACAAAGAUUGUACUUUUUGGAGAAAUAUCCUCUGGUCUGAUGAAACAAAAAUAGAACUGUUUGGCCAUAAUGUCCAUCGUUAUGUUUGGAGGAAAAACGGGGUGGCUUGCAAGCCGAAGAACACCAUCCCAACCGUGAAGCACGGGGGUGGCAGCAUCAUGCUGUGGGGGUGCUUUGCUGCAGGAGGGACUGGUGCACUUCACAAAAUAGAUGGCAUCAUGAGGAAGGAAAAAUAUGUGGAUAUAUUGAAGCAACAUCUCAAGACAUCAGUUAGGAAGUUAAAGCUUGGUCGCAAAUGGGUCUUCCAAAUGGACAAUGACCCCAAGCAUACUUCCAUAGUUGUGGCAAAAUGGCUUAAGGACAACAAAGUCAAGGUAUUGGAGUGGCCAUCACAAAGCCCUGACCUCAAUCCUAUAGAAAAUGUGUGGGCAGAACUGAAAAAGUGUGUGCGAGCAAGGAGGCCUACAAACCUGACUCAGUUACACUAGCUCUGUCAGGAGGAAUGGGCCAAAAUUCACCCAACUUAUUGUGGGAAGCUUGUGGAAGGCUACCCGAAACGUUUGACCCAAGCUAAACAAUUUAAAGGCAAUGCUACCAAAUACUAAUUGAGGGUAUGUAAACUUCUGACCCACUGGGAAUGUGAAGAAAGAAAGAAAAGCUUAAAUAAAUCAUUCUAUCUACUAUUAUUCUGACAUUUCACAUUCUUAAAAUAAAGUGGUGAUCCUAACUGACCUAAGAUAGGGAAUCUUUACUAGGAUUAAAUGUCAGGAAUUGUGAAAAACUGAGUUUAAAUGUAUUUGGCUAAGGUGUAUGUAAACUUCCGACUUCAACUACAUGGCAGAAUUGUUGUGGUGAACUAGCAGGUUCUAGGAAGAGGUCACAAUCAUGUAAUGAAUAGAGUAGGCAUCAAGGAAGGGCUAAAUUACUGGGAGAUUAGUUUCGGUUUGGAGGAACUGUUAAGCUGUUUUUAUCAGUAUUGAGCUGGUGUGUGAGAAGUUUCUGUUAAUGUGUUACUGAGAGGCUGUCUGUCUGUUCUGUCUGCAGAUCAUUCUGGGGGAAACACAGGAGCAGCAGGACAUGAGAGAAUUUCCUGGACCGCUGGCUAGGUAUUUUACACUCUUAAACACAAUAUCCAAACAUCCAUGCUACUCAGUAUGUGAUGAUGUAUUGUCCAUGCAUGCAAAAUAGGAGACACUGACCAAAUAACCACUCCCAACAAAACUGUUCUAGAGAGAGUAAAAACAGGCACACAAAAUGCAUUGAAAACAUGAAUGUUUACUGUUAUAAUGGUGGCUAUUAGUAUUAUGUGUGUAUUUCUCUCAACGGGCAUUUUUUCAACUCCUUCAAAGGGAAGACCUGCACAAAGUAGAUGCCAUCUCUUUUGCCCACCAGAUGGCAGAAGCCUGCAUGAAAGAUGAAAAGCUACAAGACAAGGGCUCUGCCGCCCUCCUUUGGAAUCUACUGGUACUGCUGUGCAGACAGAAUGGAGUAGGUGUACUAUAUAUCUCCUCACACUCUUACAGUAGGUGUCCUAUAGACUGGAUCUCCUCACACUCUUACAGUAGGUGUACUAUAUAUCUCCUCACACUCUUACAGUAGGUGUACUAUAUAUCUCCUCACACUCUUACAGUAGGUGUACUAUAUAUCUCCUCACACUCUUACAGUAGGUGUACUAUAUAUCUCCUCACACUCUUACAGUAGGUAAAACUAUUUUUGUCUUAGCACUCUUGAAAUAUCACAAGUUGGCCAAGAUGGUCCAAAAGUAAACUAAACGCCCACCCACAUACUCAUUCUAACAUUACCCUAUCUUUUUAUCUCCCUGGAUUCAUUCAGCGUAUCGUUGGUUCAGACAUAGCAGAGCUGCUGAUGAGGAACUCUCAGGGCCAUGGUGGUUCAGGGGGCAGUGAAUCAGAGGCCCCUACACUCAUAGGUAAUAGUUUUUUUUAAGCGUCUGCUAAAUGGCAUAUAUAGGUAAAGGACUCUACACCACACAUACUGAGGAAGACAUGUUGUUUUUUAUCUAUUGGACAUGUUGCUAUGAGUUAAAAAUACAUCAAACAAAGCUUGUAAAUAAUUGCAAAUUAUAUCCAAGUGAGUCCUGGCCUUUUUUCACUUUUUAAACCACCCUCAUAGACCUGAGUGAGGGCCCUAGUCCUGAGACAGACCCCUUGGAUGGAGCAGAUCUGCUGACAGGGACAGCCACUAGUGUCUGUACGCCUGAGUCCACAGAGAAGGACAUGCAGGGAUACACCAAGCUUCUCCUGGCUGGACGGAAGAAGGUCAGGGUGAUCUCUUGAACAAUAUAUAAUAAUAUAUUUUAAAAUGGUAAAGUAAUCUCCUAUUUAUUCUGAGAUUAAUAGAUAGUGUCUAUGAUUAACACCAUGGAGACAGCAUAGUGAUAGCUGUCUGACUAAUGUUACACCAGGGCUAUCCUCUUACUCCUCCAACACUGACCCCUGACCCUGUGUUCUUUCACACCACCUUCACCCCUGCCUAUGCCUCUCCCAUAACUCCCCCACUCCUCCCCCACACCUCAUGUCUCCUCCAGAUACUUCAGGCAUAAUGUUUGAGUUUCACAGAUCUCCAUCUGCUAGUGCCCCCCCCCCCCCCCGCCCCCGUCUCCCCUCCACCUACCCCAUGCAUCCCCGACGCUUCCCCAACUGUACCUUCACCCCUCCCUAAACCUCCUCAUGCAUCCCCCAAACCUCCCCUAUGCCUCCCCCACGGUUCCUCCACCCUUCACUCACGUCUCCUCCACACCUCCAUUAUGGUUCUUUCACAGGAGGCCCUGGAGUUGGCCAUGAAGAGGGGACUGUGGGGCCACGCCCUGUUCCUGGCCAGCAAGAUGGACAACAGGUCCUAUACCACUGUGUUGAACAGGUAAGCGCAUGAGAAACAUUAUCUUUGAGACAUUACAGUGAUUUUAGAGAUAAUACACUAUUGAUUCAAGGUCAGUGAUUUGUAAAGGAGAACUACAGGUAUCUAUAGACUGUAUAAAAACAACACAUCUUACAGACUACAUUUGAAUAAACCCAAAAGUGAUAUAAUGUUAUUGGUAAUAGUUUUUUUGUCAUAAUCCAUUUUCUCACAACAUCUCGGCUCAUUGUCAUCGUUCUGUGUCUGGCAGGGAGGGAUAGUGGGAUGGGGAGGAGGAUGAGGGGGCGGGGGGGUAAGGAAUAGGGGGAGACUGCAGGGAUGAGGAGUGAAGCUUGGGGUGAGGGAUAGGGACAGGGGGAGGACUGAGGAAUGCCUGGUCUCUGGGCAGAUCAUUGGUCUGUCUCUAUUGCAGAUUUAUGGACCUCACGCAGGUUGUUUGCAGUUCUGUGGGCAAAACCCACAUCCUCACUUACAUGAUCUGAUGAUAGGUGUCGGGGUUGUCAACAUACUCAGCACACAGCGCAGUGUUACAUAUUAAUAUAGCGUUACAUAUUAAUAUGCUGUUACGUAUUCAUAUACCGUUACGUAUUCAUAUACCGUUACAUAGUAAUAUACCGUUACAUAUUCAUAUACCGUUACAUAUUCAUAUACCGUUACGUAUUCAUAUACCGUUACGUAUUCAUAUACAGUUACAUAGUCAUAUACAGUUACAUAUUCAUAUACCGUUACGUAUUCAUAUACCGUUACGUAUUCAUAUACCGUUACAUAUUCAUAUACCAUUACAUAUUCAGUAUUUCGGUAGGUAUUUCUUUUUUGUAAUAUUAAAUUACUUUUUUUUUUUUUAUAAACAAAAAACAUAAGCGUUUCUAUUUCUGUUACCCUGAACAGGGGUGGAUUUUUCCAUGUACAGUAUGGCCUUACAUGUUCAUAUCUAUUACAUAUUACUAUCACAUUACAUAUUCAGUAUUUUGAAUUUCCAUGACGUGGGUGGUUCUAUUUGCAGCACUCAGUGACAGGAACUGUGCAGGGGCGGGAUUCUUUCUAUGUACAGUGACCUUACAUAUUCAUAUCUAUUACAUAUAAAUAUUGAAUAUUACAUAUUCAGUUUUUCCAUGGCGUGGUCAUCUCUAUGGCAGGUUUACAGGCCAGCUAGCUCCCAGCGACCCCCUACAGACCCUGUUUCAGAUGCUCUCUGGGAGGAUCCCUGCUGUUUCCACGGUAAAACAAUGCUUAAUAAAUACAUAAACAUACCACAGUACAAUAGUUGUCUAUUCUAUUGUGCCCUUCCUUCCUUGUGUAAUUGGUGCUGGUCUUGGCACAUUUACUGUAGUUGACCAGUUCAUGCUUUCAGUGGCUGUUGUGUUCAUUGUACUGUAGUUGGUAAUUAUGCUAACAAUGUACAGUACAUGUAUGUUGCACCAAAUUGUAAUAUAACAAUCUGGUAAUAGACUGACAGUGUGUGUGUGUGUGUGUCCUCAGUGUUGUGGAAGUGACAAAUGGAAAGACUGGGAGCCUCACCUGGCCGUCAUGCUGUCCAAUGAGACGGGAGAUCCUAUCACGCACCAGAAGAGCAUUAUUACCAUGGGAGACACGCUUGGUAUACACGCACGCACGCACACACACACACACACACACACACACACACACACCCCCCCCCCCCUGUUCAUUUACAUUUUUACAUUUUAGUCAUUUAGCAGACGCACUUAUCCAGAGCGACUUACAGUUAGUGAGUGCAUACAUUUUUCAUACUGUUCCUGGCCAGCAAGAUGGACAACAGGUCCUAUACCACUGUGUUGAACAGGUAAGCGCAUGGAGAAACAUUAUCCUUGAGACAUUACAGUGAUUUUUGAGAUAAUUCACUAUUAUUUUCUCACAACAUCUCGGCUCAUUGUCAUCGUUCUGUGUCUGGCAGGCAGGGAUAGUGGGAUGGGGAGGAGGAUGAGGGGGCGGGGGGGUAAGGAAUAGGGGGAGACUGCAGGGAUGAGGAGUGAAGCUUGGGGUGAGGGAUAGGGACAGGGGGAGGACGGAAGAAUGCCUGGUCUCUGGGCAGAUCAUUUGUAUGUCUCUAUUGCAGAUUUAUGGACCUCACGCAGGUUGUUUGCAGUUCUGUGGGCAAAACCCACAUCCUCACUUACAUGAUCUGAUGAUAGGUGUCUGGGUUGUCAACAUACUCCGCACACAGUGCAGUGUUACAUAUUCAUAUACCGUUACAUAUUAAUAUAGCGUUACAUAUUCAUAUACCGUUACAUAUUCAUAUACCGUUACGUAUUCAUAUACCGUUACGUAUUCAUAUACCGUUACCCCCCACACACACACACACACAUUUCUACUGGAUUGUAGUGGCUGUGUUUCUAUUCUCCUCAGAAAGGUUUUGUCUGAGUCCCAAAUGGUACCAUAGUGCACUAUAUAGGAAAUAGGGUGCCAUUUGUUACAUAACCUUAGUGUUGUCUCUCCCCAGCCUCCAGAGGGCUGUCACAUGCUGCUCAUAUCUGCUAUCUGACGGCUUACGCUCCUUUUGGCGUCUACACAGCCAAGACAGAGAGACUGGUGCUUCUGGGCAACUGCAACAGGUGAGCUCAGCUGUAAUAUGACCCAGAUUCUGUUAACGCUCCUUUCACUUGUCAACUUUCUGGGUGGUGAUCCCCUCUUUCACUAUUAUAUCUUCCUAACGAGGGGGGAAUGUCCUCUGGGACUCACUGUAGAACAGCACAGCAAAAUGUCUUGCAGAACAGGGAUGUCAUGCACCCAUUUCUGAGGGGUACACACGAUGGAGGUGCCGAUGUGAGGGUGGAUGCUCCUAUGGGCAUGAAAGUAAUAGCUCUUGAUUGCGGUAACUAAUGCCACAACAUAAUGCUGCUAUUAUCGUAGCAUGACUGGUAUGAAAACCACUAAGUCCUACUUAAAGGCCCAGCACAGUCAAAAACGUGAUUUUCCUGUGUUUUAUAUAUAUUUCCACACUAUGAGGUUGGAAUAAUACUGUGAAAUUGUAAAAUUAUGUUAAUGCCCUUUUAGUGUAAGCUGUUUGAAAAGGCCACUUGAAAUUCCAGCCUGUUUUGGUGGGAUGGAGUUUUGGCCUUCCUGGUGACAUCAGUUAAUACAGGGUUUCCCAAACUCGGUCCUGGGGCCCCCCCUGGGUGCACGUUUUGGUUUUUGCCCUAGUUUCUAUUUUACCAUUUUAAUUGAAAACAAUCACAGUAAGGUAGUUAAUUGUUACCCAGAAAUUAUUUGAUAUUGAGCUAGAAACGCCUUUUAAAGUAACUGUCCAGUGUUUCCAUAUUUCUAUGAAAUAUUACAUAUAAUUAAUUAAAAUAUGAGUGAAAUAGUUUCCCUUCCAAAUGUUUUUAAUUAGGUAUGUUAAAAAGCAGCUUUUCUGUGUUGGAAUGGUGUGGGCGUACCCUAACAACAGAAUGGUGUGGGUGUAUACAGGUUCUUAAAAAUAUUCAUGCAAGAAGGCCGCUGAUUGGCCAGCUCAGCCAAUGAGCCAACAUGACAUCAUGUUCUAUGAGGAAAUAGCAAGCAUUUUAUUAAACGGUCUUGUUGCGAUACAAGUUUAAAGUGGAGUUUUUUAAGUGUUUAUUUUCUCCAAUGGAUGCUUUGGCCAAAAAUACGGGUAUAGGACAAGUCAACAACAUUAUUUGGGUAUGAGUUAACAGAAUAUUAACUUUUAAAAGUUAGAUUUUUACUGGACAGUUACUUAAGCCUUCUUAAGACUUAGUCGGGAAGCUAGUAGGUAGUAGUAGUAGUCCCAAUGGUAACUUUUGUAUGUUUAAAAAUGAUGUGAGAAACUAUGUCACACAACGUCUGCUAAGAACUGAAUGUGUUUUCCUCCCCCACAGUCUCCCAUUCAAAGAGUUUGCUCAGAAUUCUGCCAUUCGGUGCACAGAGUUAUUUGAGUACUGCCAGAGACUUGGAGAUAAAUUAUUCUGUAUCCCCCCUUUCCAGGUAGUUAAUAUUCAUUUUUUGUGUUUUUUAUGACUAGUAUGAUUUGUCCAUAAUUUGCCAGAUUUGGAACUCAUAAGUCAAUACAGAGUUGUGAUUCCAUCAGUAUUUUGCUAUUAAGCUUUCUCUAGGCCAGGAUACAGUGAAAUGAUGUUUAGCUUUUUCCAUGUGGCUACUGUAGGUUGUGCUGUUGUGUUGUUGUCUUGUUACAACCUGUUGUGUCAUUCCCAGGUGUAUAAGUUCCUGUAUGCGUGUCGUCUGCUGGAUGCGGGGCUGGCGUCCCAGGCCUUCCACUACUGUGAGGUGAUAGGGAUGUCUUUACUCAGACUGCAGGAGCCCAGCAUGGUGCUGCUGGGAGAGCUUAUCAAGGUAGAGCACUUUAUCAUGAUACUCUGACAUAUACACAUCAUAUGUAGCACUUCGGCGCUAGGUAGACUAGCGGUUAAGAGCGUUGGGCCAGUAACCGAACGGUAGCUGGUUUGAAUCCCUGAACUGACUAGGUGAAAAAUCUGCCUGUGUGCCCUUGAGCAAGGCACUUAACCCUAAUUGCUCUGGAUAAGAGCGUCUGCUAAAUGACUAAAAUGUAAAGUCAUGAUACAUUCAUGCACACCUAUCUAUGCACUUCCAUACAUACGCUAAACACAGUCUGCAGGGAGAACUUAUAUAAGUAGCGUACUCUGACAUGUACUGUAUGUAUCAUACACUCAUUUUAUGCCAUAUUGCAUUCCUAGUAUCCAAUCACUUCAGGGCCUGUAUUCAUAAAGCGUCUCAGAGUAGGAAUGCUGAUCUAGGAUCAGUUUUCCCUUUUAGGUCAUAAUGAAACCAUUACAUGGACAGGAAGGACCUGUUCCAGGGGGUACCAGAUUAGGCACUAAUCUACUGUAAAGGAGUGCCUUAAAAACACUAGCGGUGUGUGUGUGUUUGCUCAGCACUUUCCCUGUGUGUGUGUCCUCUCCUCCCAGCUGGCAGAGCGGCUGAAGCAGUGUGAGGGAAUGGGACAGCUCAGUGACACAGCUGACAACAGGCCUGGACAGGAGCCUGACUGGCUAAAGCAGCUGAGAUACAGACAGCAGGGAAUACAGGUGACCACACCACAAAGCAUCAUAAUUUUACCCGUCAUCUCUCUCUCUCUCUCUCUCUCUCUCUCUCUCUCUCUCUCUCUCUCUCUCUCUCUCUCUCUCUCUCUCUCUCUCUCUCUCUCUCUCUCUCUCUCUCUCUCUCUCUCUUGUCACAUUUUCACAUGUUCCUCUGUUUGUGUUGGAGAUGAUGAUUACGUAUUUACUAUAGUCCAGCUGGCAAGACUAGACUCAGGUUUUUAACUUGCCACAGUCAGCACAAUGGUUGACCUUACAUAGACACUGGUAACAUUGUUAUUACUACAUUAUAACCCCUUCGUACCAUUCAAAUGAUAUAGUUCAAACAAUACCAGACCCUUAUGAUCUUAAUUGUGUCUUUUUUGUCUCUUCCAAAACAUUCUCUACACAUUAUGAUGCUAUGGUUAAAACAUAUGUAUUUACUUAGAUGGGGAGCAAUGGUUGUAGUGAUACAUACCAGUCACCAGCAGAAGGGAGUGCAUUGGCCCAUGAGGAGAGCAGAGUGUAUUCAGGUAAACCUACAGUCCCAGAUCAUUAUUUCAAUGGACAAUUAAUAACAAUUUAUUGGACUCAUAUAGCACUUUUCCAGAUGAUCAAAAGCGUUUACAUAGUAAGGGGGAACUCACCUCAUCCACUUGGGUGAUGUAGGGCCAACAUUUGUGCCACAUAUAAGCUGAACAGACAUACAGUAUUUCUCUGCUCUGUGUCUGUAUGGUGUGGUACCCUCUUAUUCCACCUGGGCGUAGUGUCUCAUGUAUCAGAGUUGCAUGAUGACUCAUCAGAGGGCUCGUCCUAUCAACCAGUUGCACAGUGUUAGAACCAUGUCCCUGGUCAAAAGUAGUGCAUUUGAUAGGGAAUGGGGUGCCAUUUGGAACGCACUCCAGUGUUCUAAUGUUUGUCUUCACUCCAUUGAUUUCGCUGUAGAAUCGGACACCGGUGACCUUUCUGUGAGGGGAGAUGACCAGGGACCGGAUGCUGAAUUAUUCUACCACAAAGCAGCAGAAGAGCAACAACAACAGCACGUGCAGGCACAGCAGAUCAACACCCAGCCUCCUCUGCCAGUUAUGGCUUCUAACACUCAGCCUGCAGUGCCCCUAGUGGUGGGAGGCCACUACAGUUACCACUACACAGACACUGCCCAGCCUCAGCCUCAGACUUCAUCUCAGCAUCCUACACUGGACUGUCCUCCUUUAGAAAAGGAAGGUGAGACAACGGAUGAGGGCUCUGGUUUUGAUUGAUCAAACAUACUAAUGAUUCAACCCUGUUUCUGGUGGUUAUAAUGAAACAUGCUCAUUUAAUUUCACUCCUCUUUACUCAUUUUGUGAAUCUUCUUACAUGUUUCUGUUGUUAACUGUGAUAUGAGGACCUCAUGCUUUGAUUUCAUUGUAUUGUUCUAGGGGGUGAUCCAUCUGCUGGCACAGGCAUGGUGAGUCCUCAGGAGAGUUUUAUUGGCUACCAAACAUACAUUAGAUGUAUAUACACAAACAUACCCCCUAUUGGGGCAUACAAAUAAGUGGACAUGUCAAAUUACAGUCUGUAUAUCUGUCUGUCCUAUGCAGAUAGGGGUCCAUGUGAAUGCUGGCAUGAUGCCGGUGGCAGAGUAUAGUCAGCAGUAUGGCCAGGAGUAUGGUUAUGGAGGUCAGCAGGCAUGGCAGCAGGGAGGGCACCAGGCAACCAUCACGCAGGAGGGCAAGGCCUCAGAGCCGGACAAAAUCCAACCAAAACAGGUGGGCGGAGCCUGAAGCCUGUCAUCAUCUCGACAGCAUCAGAUAAGAACCAGAGUUUUGUUUUAAUAAGACUCUCUCUCUCUCUCUGUGUGUGUGUCUCCAUCUCUCUCUCUCUCUCUCUCUCUCUCUCUCUCUCUCUCUCUGUGUCUCUCUCUGUCUGUGUGUCUCUCUGUGUCUCCAUCUCUCUCUCUCAUUCUCUCUCUCUCUGUGUGUGUCUGUGUCUGUGUCUGAUCAGAGCACCAAGUCAGGGUGGUUUAGCAGCUGGUUCAAACACAAACCCAAAGAGGAGCAAAGUGAGGCGCCUCAGGAUGCCGACUCAGCUGACCCAGUUCCCACUAUGGUAAGGGUCAAGCAGACCUACUUAACUCUUACCUAGCUGUUAGAUGGGGGACAUAACAGCAUGCACUUUCAAGUCAGUGAUCUCAAGUUUAGGUUUUGUAGUUUACCGUCCAACAAAUUAUGUCGAUAGACAUAAUAACAUUUUGAUGAUGAUGGGAAAGAAAAUUAUAAACUUAGUUGAAAACAAUAUUUUAAAAUUAAAAGGAUUCUUCAAAUUAACCACUAAGGCCGACAGUUUUGGCUAUUAUUAUUAUUAUUAUUAUGAUAUUCAGAGCAUUUGACCUCCUUGUACUUCUCAUAAGACCCAUUGGAGGUGGUGACGAUGUUUAGUUUGAAUGUAGACCCAUUGAACCUUUUUAAUGGAGGUCAACCACUAGCUCUAAGUAAGGUAUGGUAUUUGCUGUCGGUCAACCAACUCUUUCCAGUUCUAUGGCAAUGUUUGCAACACAUUCUGCAUAAAUACUGUUUCUGUAGUUUAGCUAUUUUGUUGUCCAUAGCAUCUGAAUUGUACAGCUAUGAUCCAUAAGCUACAAUGAUAAAGCAUAAGCUACAAUGAUACAAUGCAUAAUAACCAUAUGUAUCAUAAAUGGUAGAGGUUUAACUACUACUUUCCUGAGAGCAUUGUAUCAUGCAAGUUAGAUUAAAACAUAGAUUUUUUAAAAGUUGCUCUAAAUAUGCCAAUAAGUCAAGUCACAAGUAAUUCAAAUUAUUGUAUAGUUUUUUGUUAUUAAGUGAUUUCAAAAUGUUUGAGACUAACUGGCUGAUAAAUUGUUGUAAAUUAUCAAUGCAAAAUAUAGCCUUCCAAUUGUCAAAGUAAAGCUUUUCAGAAACAGCCUAAAUACAUGAUUACAUAAUCAGAAACAAAAGUAGCUUUCCUUGUGUCAAAGACGGUAAACUCUCAAAACUCACCACGGAGAAGCUAUUGACAAUCCCAGUCAUAUCAGUCUAUGUAUGCCCCUUUAACUGGAGGUUCUGAGAGAUAAGCAAACCUAACGCGUCCUAGUGCCGUAAAAUGAAUUCAAUGUAAGGUAGUUGACUUUCCGAGUGAUGACCCCUUAGUACAGCUGUAGGAUCUUCAUUUGAUCACUCUUUUGUUGCAGAUGAGCUUUGUGAUUUCCAUAAAUUCAUCGAAAAUCCGCAAUAACACAGGUUAUAUUAGCAGUAUUGCACUUUUCAUGUAGCCUACUUUUGUCCAGCUAAUAGCCUAAUCACCGAUCAAGCAACAUUAUGGACUAACGUUCGAAUACUGUUGCUGCAGGAUUAUUUUGCUAAGGCAAUACUUGUCAAAUUAAGAUCCUACAUCUGUAUCCUUAGUGCCCCUCGGGAAUGUAUUCGUCGGUUACAUCAUUGUGCAAUAGUAGGUCAGUGGGUCUUGGGCGAUAAUGUAACAUAAUGUAUGUGUAUUUCCUCAGGAGACGCCUCCCACUUCCCUAUUCUCUUUCCCACCCCCGCCCACUACCAACAUCCCUGCAGCCAAUUUUCCUACCCAGCCUGCGUCUACUGGUAUCAACCCCUUUUCUCGAAAAGCGGGUGAAUAACGGUGCGGAAUGCAUUGGACAACACAUAGACUCAAGUUUGUAUGUUUUGCUGCAACCACCCACCAUACAUCAUACACCUGUACACAUACACAAAUCAUUAAUGAUAAUACAAUAUUUGUGGUGACAAUCUUUUGGUUCAUAGCCAAUAACUGACAUGUAGCCUAAUCAAUGCAUGUUUUUGCAUGCAUUGAUUACGUUACAGAGGCAUGUUUUUGGUGACAAGCAUUUACAUGGUUGCAAGAACAGAGCUGUAGGACCAUUCUGCAUUGCCAUUCACAUUGAUAUUUAAUGGAUGACUGCAUGUUGGAACUGCAGAAAUGCAGGAAUAAUGUGCAGAACAGUGUCCAAUCCUCUAUGCCCUGUAGAUAAAGGCUUUUUAACUUUAAAACCCAUCUGGAGUGCCUGGAACUUCGACUCUUCAAACAAUUUUACAAUCUUUUGUUGGAUUUUUCCUGUUUUUCUGAUUUCUGAUUCCCCACUCCAGAGCAAUGGUGGAUGUUUUUUUGGGAUACCUGUAGUGCUCCCGAUACAUUGUCUCCUUUCGGGCGUUUAAAAAAAAAUGGCACCCCCAUCCUCCCAUCCUCUGUGACUGCCUCUUGAACCAGACAUAUUCAGGCUGAAAGACAACUGUAUGCUUGCCUAGGCUAACAUGAAGUGAGGAAUUUUGACUGUUGCUUCUUUUGUAAAGAAAUACCCAACAUGCGCCACCAUUUAGUUAUAGUGCUUCCAUUGAUAGUGUUAGUGCUCCUAUUAAUAGUGUUAGUGCGCCCAGUGAUAGUGAAAUUUAAUGUUAGAGCACACCAGUGAGUGAUUGUCUGACAUUUGGUCUGCUGUAGGAUCCUUUCAGUGGCUCAAGUCUUUAAACAGCAGAAUGAGUACAACAGAGAAAUACAAAUGGUUUUAUAACAACGCUUUUUUGUGAAUAUAUGAUUUUCUCAAUGAGAAAACAGUGCUCAUGUGAUAUUUGACCUGAGUGCUAUUGUAUAUGAGAUAUAACCUUGAUUUCUAUGAGUGUCCCUCCCUUUUAUCAUUAUCUAAACUAUAGAUGAUAUGGUUAACUUGUUUAAACUAUGGUUUAUAACUGUCAUAUUAUUCACAAACAAGUUGUAUGCAACUUGUUGCUAAAUCAUUGCUGCCCUUUGAACUUUGAAUCUGGAGCAAAGUAUGCAUUACAACCAUUGCACUACCCUGCAUAACCCUGACAAACUCUGCAACACAUACCGUAAAAAAAAAACUUUAACCAAUCUAAUAAUACUUUUUAAGUACCGUACAUUCUGUCAUUAAUCUAGAUAGGUUGCAGCCAAGGAAAUGUUUUUCCUAUGUCCAACAUGAGUGUGAUAUUCACACAUGCAUACGGGCACACACACACUAGCACACGCACUCUACACACACAUACAUUGUAAUAAUAAUAUAAUAAUAUGCCAUUUAGCAGACGCUUUUAUCCAAAGCGACUUACAGUCAUGCGUGUAAUAUUAUUGUAUGGUGGUAUUAUACAUUUUGUAUUGUAAAUAUGUAGUGCUGUAAUAAUGUUAUAUGAUGUACUGUUUUAUCUUUUGUUUUAUGUGUGGUGCAAGUGCCUUAAUGUGUUUGGACCCAAGGAAGAGUAGCUACUGCCUUGGCAGGAACUAAUGGGGAUCCCUAAUAAAUACAAAUACAAAUAUGGUGUUUAUGUCUGUAUGCAGGUCAGCAGCUGGGCUAGAAGUGGGCUCAUGUCACAGGUAAGAUGUCUGGUCAAUAAAUAAACGUAAAUCCAGGACACUCCAAUUAGUAUGAUAGGUUACGUUUCGAAUGGUAUGUAUUCAUUUGUGGAUGUCCAUCAUCCAUUUCAUAUGAUAUGUUACGAAUUGCAAUUUGUACUAUAUGUUACGAAUUUGCAAAAAGUAUGAUGUGUUACAAAUUCCAAUUUGUUGUCGCUAACAUUAGCUAGGUGGCUAACGCUAAAAUUAGCUAGGUGGCUAACAUUAGCUAGGCUAGGGGUUAAGGUUAGGGUGAGGAGUUAGCGUGUUAGCUAACCCUAACUUUAACCUAAGUAGUUGCAAAGUAGUAAGUAGUUGCAGAUUAGCUAUAAUUGUCUGUGAUGAGAUUCGAACACACAACCUUUGGGUUGCUAGAUGUUCGUGUUAUACGUCUACCCAUCCACCCCGACCAACAACCCUACUUUCAUUUUGUUGCCUUAAGUAACCUUCUAUGUAACCAUACCAAAUGUAACACAGGGAGCCAGUAUGAAAAAAAUAACAUUAAAAUAAUGUAUGCACUCACUAACUGUAAGUCGCUCUGGAUAAGAGCGUCUGCUAAAUGACUAAAAUGUAAAUGUAAAUGUAACAUAUCAUACAAAUUUUAGUGUCCCGGAUUUUACUAUGUUACGUCUAGUGUAUCAGACCAGGCUGGGUCAACAAGCAAACUCUCACUACAAAAACCUGUUUAAAUAGAUUUAACUGGUCUUACAGUAACUGUACUGGUUUUACAGUAACUGUACUGGUCUUAAAAUAACUGUACUGGUCUUACAGUAACUACUGGUUUUACAGUAACUGGUCAGUUUAAAAAAGAUUUAACUUGUCUUACUGUAACUGGUCUCAUUACAAAAGCCAGUUUAAAAUAGCUUUAAUGGGUUUUACAGUAACUGUACUGGUUUUACAGUACAUUGACAGUUUAAACAUAGCUUUAGCUGGUCUUUACAGUACUUCAUUGAUUUACUAUUCCCUUCUUGCUUUUUGCAGGAUUUGUAAUGCCACAAUCAUGGAAUAACCCUGACAUAUAUAGAUGUCUCAUAUAAAAUAGCACUCAACAGCACUCAGGAAUAACCCUGACCCAGAAGAGAAGCACAACAAAAUCAACCGAAGGACAGCAUACUGACCCCUUAAAUGUCUGAACUGGGAUUGUAUGAAUGUAUGAACACUGUGCAGGACCCCAAUGCCAACCAGGCCACAACCCACAUAUCUAUUCUCGGAUGCCCUUUCAGCCGGACAGUAUUUUGACAUCAUGUGUUGAGUUGGGAGGCUACGCAGGCAGGCAGGGGGAGUGAGUCGGCUUUUAAGGGCUCAGUGUUCACUGAGAGAACUAAACAGCUGAGAUCUGGUUCCCCUGAGCUAACAGAGGGGGGAAAUGGCCAGCAUCGACUCUGCAAAGUAGUGGAAGUAGUAAAGCUGGUCAAGUAAAUCACAAGUAAAGGAUCCAAGAAAAGUCAAGUCCCAAGUUAUAUUUGGAGUAAGUCUCAAGUCUCAUUGGUCAUAUUUUGUAGCUAUAUGCAACAAUGACUCAUGUUUAGAUAUACCUAUCUUUGUCUAAUCAUUAAUUUCAAGUCACAAGUUAAUUUCAAGUCCUAAAGUCCAAGAAAGGUUAUGUAGAAAGGGUCAAAUCUCAAGUCAAGUCCCAAGUUGUGAAUUGUAAGCUCAAAUCAAGGCAAGUCCUAAGGUUUUAUGGACCAAGUCUCAAGUCCUUGGUAAUUCAGUAUCUUCUAGACGUUUGCGUUAACUCAUAUGUAGUCACCAACACAUUCUAUACAUAAAAUAACACUUUUAUGACAAACUCCAAUGCAAGCUUGUAAAUCAUGUUGUGUGAUAAGGCAAGAUAUCAAUUUCUAGCUGUAUAUAUUUUUAUUCAGUAGGACCAUAUUAUCUUAGGUGUCGUCGAUUGCAUGAAUUAUUCUGAUAUCUUGACCUUGAAAGGCCUUUAUGUUGGUUAUUGGCUGAAAGAUUGGUGCACUGUAGUUGCUGCCUAGCUUGCAAAUUAUAAUUCAAAGUUUAAUUAAGAGUUAAUAGCUGAUGAUGCUAACACUGUAUAGUGUAAACAAUGUGAUCAUUGUGAUUAUAUGAUAGUUGCUGGUUGAACAUAGAUCUAUACAGGACCUUCUUUUCAGCAGGUUCUGUAUAGGUGGAUGUUCUUCUCCUCACUAGACGUCAAGAUUGAGACUGAUUUUAAUAGAUCAUCGUCUAUGGUUGUUUCUCAAUUGUAAAAAAAUCUGUCCUCUCCUUGUCUGCUUUCCUUCACCUGCACUGAUUACUGUAUAUUAUAUUACAUUAUUAGAUAUACCCUAAUGUCUUGUUGUUAAGAUGAAUGCAUUACUGUAAGUCGCUCUGGUCGAGGGCCUGCUAUAUGACAAAGAUUUAAAUGUUCACAGAAAUGUACUUUGUGUACAGAAAAUGCAAUGCGUUAAAAAAAUCCACAACAAAAACAGGGACAUGGAAUAAACAGUUAAAACAGACACAGGCCUACACAACAUCCAUGGAAAACUCUUGACAGGUGAAAGUUCAUCAUUAGGCCAGCUGUCUCCUUUCACCUGGUCAGUUCUUUCAGAGGACAGAGUUUGUAGAAAAAAAAUUAGAGAGAAAGAGAGUCUGUUGUAAUCCUGGUUACAGGAUAGAUACCCUAGGUAUUGUGUAUAGGACCGAACGUUUUUAUUUAGUUUGUUUAUAACUCACACUAAGGCAUGGGUCAGGGCCCCCCUGGGAAAUGUUCUGGUUACGUCAGGAGUGGUAACGUGACGUCAGAGAGGAUUUCCCUUUGGUGACGUUGGAUGGUGCAUAGUAGUGGAGUAGUACAGGGUUGGGAUAUACUGUACCUCAAUCAGGACACCAACCAGACCCUAUUGAUCAGCCAGAGCCUGUAUAAUGAGGCCAAACAGCCAGGACCACAAGGCCAAACUUUUUCUUAGGGGUAUGUGCCACAGUAUCAGCCAAAACAUAGAUCUGGCACACCCCAAAAUAUGUGUAAAGGUGCUGACUAAUGGAGAAUAAACUACACUACUGGUCAAAAGUUUUAGAACACCUAC
This is a messenger RNA of Coregonus sp. 'balchen', 29492 nucleotides long. Lineage: Eukaryota; Metazoa; Chordata; Actinopteri; Salmoniformes; Salmonidae. The record is from the annotation of a GenBank genome assembly.